Molecule: messenger RNA, 1779 nt
Organism: Tetrahymena thermophila SB210
Lineage: Eukaryota; Ciliophora; Oligohymenophorea; Hymenostomatida; Tetrahymenidae
Product: ABC transporter family protein
Exons: 7
Cellular component (GO): membrane
Molecular function (GO): ABC-type transporter activity; ATP binding; ATP hydrolysis activity
Source: RefSeq, a predicted model, not a curated record
AUGAAUAAAACUCACUCUGAAGAAUAUAUUAAUAAUAAUCAAAACCAGCUUGAUUUUACAUUCUAAAAUCUUAAGUAUUCUAUAAAAACCAGGGAAGGAACAAAAGAGAUUAUUAAGGGUAUUGAUGGCAUCUUUCCAAACUCAUAAGUUACAGCUAUUUUAGGUUCUUCAGGAGCUGGUAAGACAACUCUUUUAAACAUUAUAACUAAGAGGAUAACUAAAUUAAGUAGUAAUGAGCUAGAGGGUUAAGUAUUGGUAAAUGGAUAACCUUACACAAGUGAAUCCUUCUCUUCAUUUGCUAACUAUGUUAUGCAAGAUGAUAUACUAACUGAAACCAUGACUGUAAGAGAAUGUAUUACUUUUGCUGCAAAUAUGAAAGUUAGAGGGGGUUAAAAGAAAAGAAAUGAUUUAGUGAAUGACAUGAUUAAAUAAUUAAAACUAGAAAAAUGCUAAAACACUUAGAUAGGUGGAUAGUUUGUUAAGGGUAUUUCAGGCGGAGAAAGAAAAAGGACAUCUAUAGGUUUCGAGCUUGUCUGUGAUCCAUAAUCCAUAUUUUUAGAUGAACCAACUUCAGGUUUAGAUAGUUUCAAUGCAUACAUUUUGAUAGACAUGUUAAGAAAAUUUGCUCAUGAAAAAAAGAGAACAGUUGUCUUUACUAUACAUUAGCCGUCUUCUGAAAUAUGGAAUAUGUUUGACAGAAUUAUGCUAUUGGUUAAUGGGAAAUUUAUUUAUUAAGGGUCUGGUGGAAACUAAAUUUAGAAAUAUUUCUCAGGAUAAGGUUUUGAGUGCCCAAUUUUUUCAAAUCCAGCUGACUAUUAUAUGUCACUAAUGAGUCAAGAUAAACAGAUAAAUGUCAUAAACACUCCAUUAUAUUUCAAGAACUAUGAUGAAAUAAUUAAAGACAGUGUUCAAUAUCAAAUUAACUUUUCAAAUAAAUAAGAAAUUAUCCCAAAUUAAAAAUUUAUACCUAUCUAUAUGUAGUUUUAUUACAUAGUUGUGAGAACUAUUCAAAUAUAAAUAAGAAGUCCUAUCCUUUUUAAGGCUAAAUUAGGAUAAGUUACAAUCUUGGCUGUUUUUCUAGGAUUGAUUUACUAUUAAUUACCAAAUGGUGAGAAUGACCCUUACAAUAUAGUAGAUGCAAGGAAUAAAAAUGGAUUUUUAUUCUUUCUUGCCACAGGAGCAUUUAUGGAAUCUAUGAAUGCAGCUACUUUAUCUUUUCCUACAGAAAGAUAGGUUUUUUUAAGAGAAGAAAAUUCAAAAUUAUAUAAAAUAUUCCCUUACUUUUUUGGUAAGCUUUUGGUUGAUCUUGUAUCAGAUUUUAUAAUACCAAUUAUAUUCUGCUGUAUAGUUUAUUGGAUGGUUGGCUUGAGGAACAAUCUUGAAGCUUUCUUAUUCUUCAACUUAAUUAUGAUAAUAUUAUAAUUUACUGGCAUUGCUGCUGGAUAUUUUGAAGGUUGUUUAUUUAAAGAUCCAAAUUUAGCAUAUGGUGUAGCUUAAUUGAUAACUUUACCAUUGUUCCCUUUCUCAGGAUUUUAUAAGAAUAGUGGAGAUUUGGCAAGCUGGAUUUCAUGGGUAUAGUAUAUUUCCCCUUUUAAUUACGCAUAUCAAGCAUUUGUUAGAAAUGAAUAUGAGCAAACUUAUUUUAUACCUAAUCCUAUUGAAGCAGAAAAUAUUUAAUUUACAAAAUGGGAAGCAGUUGGUUAUUUAUGCCUAAUGUUUUUGGGUUAUCUUAUUCUAGCUUUUUUCUUUUUAAAAAGGUCAUUAAAGACACUGCAAUGA